CAGCGCGCAUCACAGUCCGUAUCACUGGGCUGGAGUAGCGCGUCCAGGAGCAGCCCUGCACUGGGCAUCUUCAGCCACAUUGCCCAGGACAUCCUGUUCUCUGUCUUCAAAGUCACAAAGAGUUCAUGUUUUCUGUCUGUUCUUUCAGCCUGCAGUGUCACCCCAAUCCAGUUUUCCACUUUGGUGAAAGGGUGCAGGAUUCCCGUACAUUGAUAUGGUUUUCUUCAAGACACCCAGCUUCUUCCAACUUGGUGCUGAAUUAUAAUCUUAAGAUCUACUGCAAGCAAACACAAGAGCAACAUCCAAUAAUUGAUUUCAUCUCCUUCCAUCUUCAAGAAGCUAACCAAAUAACUGUUUCCUCAGUGAAGCUGCCAAUGUAUUCUGCAGGAGUAGAGAUCCUUGGGGUGACCUUGUGCGCGAUGGGCUGGCUAGGCGCUAUGACUGCAUGUGGCCUGCCCAUGUGGAGGGUGACGGCCUUCAUUGGCCAGAACAUUGUGGUAGCACAGGUUAUCUGGGAGGGCCUCUGGAUGAACUGUGUGGUUCAGAGCACAGGGCAGAUGCAGUGCAAAAUUUAUGAUGAGAUACUAGUUCUUCCACAGGAUAUUCAGGCAGGACGUGCCCUCACCCUAUUGUCCAUCUUGACAGCUUUCUUUGGGAUACUGAUUUUCAUUGUUGGAGCAAAAUGUACCAACUGUAUGGAGGCCACUGAAAUUAAACCAAAGAUCAUUGUCACCGCUGGAAUUGUCUUCAUAAUUUCAGGGUUCCUGAUGAUCAUCCCUGUUUCCUGGUCUGCCAACACUAUUGUCAUGCAAUUCAAUGACCCAGAUCUAGAAGAAGAUCAGAAAAGGGAAUUUGGGAAUUCGUUAUAUUUUGGAUGGGCUGCUGCUUGCCUUUUAUUAUCUGGAGGAGCUCUGCUCUGUUGUUCCUGUCCUUCAAAAAUGCCUAAACAUAAACCAUCCCAAGUGACCUUUAAGUCAGUAAAGUCUGCAGAUACUACUAGCUACAGCAAGAAGGAGUAUGUGUGAGCAAACUAUUAGUCUGAUAGACCAUAUCAUGGCUUCAUGGUGAACACAGAUCAAUCUCAAAUGACGAGUCAAUGUACAAGAUGUCCCCUCUCCUACUCCCUCGAGCAAUAUAGCUAAUACUCCAUUUCUGUAUCUAAAGUGUUAAUUGUUCUUGUGCCUUUGAACAUAUAGAAUUAGACUACAAGCAACUUAUGUUUGCAGAUGAUAGACAGCACCAAACUGUUAAGGAAUAAGGACAGGGCCACCCACACAAUGGCCACAAAAUAAUGUUAAAUAAUGGCACUUUUACAUGAACAAGGGCACAACAAGCAUGCAAGGUGAAGGUUAAUUUAACAUUAACCCACCCUAUCUGUCCAGCCAUAAAGAUUCCAAAAAAAGAACCCAGCAAUAAAACCAAGUAGUUUGUGCUAAAACAAACAGCAACAGAUGUGCCUCAGCGUAUGUGGGGGUGGCUGUUGAGAGACAGAGGAGAAGUGAGAUACUUCAGAUAAAGAAAGCCAAAAGUAGGCUACUCAGAGAAUGUGAAUGUUUUCAAGGAUACAUGACAGAGAUAUGAUUCAGCUGCUGCAUCAAAAAUAAAUCACAAUUACAACAUCAGUGCACUUGUCUAGCUGUUUGUGCCUUUCGAAAUUCUGCUGAUGACAUUUCAGAUUUUACAUUACACAUUUCCUUUCCGCCUCCUUAUUGAUAUGAAUGUCUAUAAGCAUUGAAUCAGAAGUGUCUGCCUUGCUGAAGUCCAUGUGUCUUCAUACACUGAUUAACAUGUUUGCUUUGUUAGUGCUAACUGCUGACAGCCUGGUGGAUUAUAACUCUGUGCUUCUUUAAAUAGUCUGUUCUUGUUAUUAAGUAUUGCAAAAUGAUCAG
Messenger RNA from Polypterus senegalus (gray bichir), 1889 nucleotides. RefSeq names its product claudin-4-like. Gene Ontology annotation, cellular component: bicellular tight junction; plasma membrane. The coding region runs from base 126 to 1025 and encodes 299 amino acids. The transcript is spliced from 4 exons. The record is from RefSeq and is a predicted model, not a curated record. Gene Ontology annotation, biological process: bicellular tight junction assembly; cell adhesion. NCBI's taxonomy places the organism in Eukaryota, Metazoa, Chordata, Cladistia, Polypteriformes, Polypteridae. Gene Ontology annotation, molecular function: structural molecule activity.